Molecule: messenger RNA, 1125 nt
Organism: Zingiber officinale
Lineage: Eukaryota; Viridiplantae; Streptophyta; Magnoliopsida; Zingiberales; Zingiberaceae
Product: zinc finger MYM-type protein 1-like
Exons: 1
Coding region: 1-1125 (374 amino acids)
Source: RefSeq, a predicted model, not a curated record
AUGACUAAUUGGAGAAAAGGAAUGGAAGUAUUUAAUACGCAUGUUGGUGGUGUAGUUAGUGCUCACAAUGAUGCGAGAACACAACUUGAGGCUUUUAAAAAUCAACGACAAAGUGUGUCACAUUUGCUACAAGCACAUGGGCGUGAAAUGGAGGUUGCAUAUCGCACUCGAUUAACGACAACUUUAGAUGUUACACGCUUUCUUUUGAAACAAGGUUUGUCUUUCCGUGGACAUGACGAGUCAUUGAAUUCCUCAAAUAAAGAUAACUUUCUUGAAUUGAUUGAGUGGUAUACCCAAAGAAAUGAUGAGGUUGCCGAGACCAUGAAUGAAAAUGCCCCUGGAAACAAUCAAAUGAAGUCUCCAACAAUUCAAAAGGAUUUAACACGGGCUUGUGCUGCUGAAGUCACAAAUGUCAUUCUUAAUGAUAUAAAAGAUAAUACAUUUUCUCUUAUGGUUGAUGAGUGUCGAGAUAUUUCAGUCAAAGAACAAAUGAGAGUUGUUUUAAGAUACGUGAACAAAUAUGAACGUGUUAUUGAAGGAUUUCUUACUAUUGUACAUGUGUCUGACACUUCUGCUAUUUCUUUAAAGAAGGCUAUUGAUGAAUUGUUUGCAAAACAUAAGUUGUCAUUAUCAAGAUUGAGAGGUCAAGGAUACGAUGGAGCUUCAAAUAUGCGAGGUGAGUAUAAUGGAUUGAAGGCUCUUAUAUUGAAGGAAAAUUCAUCUGUAAGGUAUGCUCAUUGUUUUGCUCACCAACUUCAACUAGUUGUUGUUGCAGUUGCUAAAAGCAAUCGAAUUGUGAGUGAUUUCUUCCAAUAUGUUACUAUGAUUGUGAAUACUACUCAUGCUUCAUGCAAAAGAAAAGAUAAGUUUAGACAACUUGAACAUGAUAGACUUGUAGAAUGUUUGGAGAAAGGAGAUAUUGUUAGUGGCAAAGGAAAGAAUCAGGAAAUCAGUUUAAAACGACCAGGGGAUACUCGUUGGGGUUCACAUUACAUGACUAUUAUCCGUUUGAUGUCUACGUGGACUUUUGUUUUACAAGUGCUUGAAAAUGUGUAUGAUGAUGGUACUAAUGAUGAUAAUAGUGGUAUCGCCACCAGUUUAAUUGAUAAGAUGGAGAGUUAUUAA